Tympanuchus pallidicinctus (lesser prairie-chicken) is the source of this 6875-nucleotide messenger RNA. It is a transcript of the gene WDR26, whose product is annotated as WD repeat domain 26. The record is from RefSeq and is a predicted model, not a curated record. Gene Ontology annotation, cellular component: GID complex. Bases 273 to 2195 code for a protein of 640 amino acids. Gene Ontology annotation, biological process: proteasome-mediated ubiquitin-dependent protein catabolic process. Lineage: Eukaryota; Metazoa; Chordata; Aves; Galliformes; Phasianidae. The transcript has 15 exons. Gene Ontology annotation, molecular function: protein binding.
CCCGGCUUCCCACCACGGCCGCUCUCGGCGAGGAAACUCUGGCCUCCGCUUCCUCCUCCUCCGACUCGGACACCGGCGGAGCCUCCCCGCCCCCGCGGAAGAAAGCCCGGGCCUCCCCGGCGGCGGCGGCGGAGGGAGCAGGAGAGCCCGGGGCUUCCGCGGGCAGAGCAGGCCUCACCUCGUCCCAGUCCCCCUCGCUCCCCGCCGGGCUCGCCCCCGCCGCCGCCCCGCUCCGAGGCAGCGGCAGCAGCACGAGCAGCGGCGGCAGCGCCAUGCAGGCCAACGGGGCAGGAGGGGGCCAGCAGCAGCAGCAGCAGCAGCCGCCGCAGGGCCCGGAGCUGGGCUGUCUGGGAGCCCAGAACGGCGAGGCCUCGGCGGGCACGGCCGCCGGCGAGCAGCUGGCCCACGCCAACGGGCUGCUGCCCUCAGCCAACAGCGGCGGCGGCAGCCCCGGCGGCCUCAGUGUCAACAACGGGGUGCCCGCCGCCGGGGGGCCCGGCACGGCCGCCGCGGAGCUGGGGGGUGGCGGCGGCAGCGCCCUGAAGAAGAAGAAGCGGCUCUCGCAGUCCGACGAGGACGUGAUCCGGCUGAUCGGGCAGCACCUCCACGGCCUGGGCCUCAACCAGACUGUUGAUCUUCUCAUGCAAGAGUCAGGAUGUCGUUUAGAACAUCCUUCUGCUACCAAAUUCCGCAAUCAUGUCAUGGAAGGAGAAUGGGAUAAGGCAGAGAACGACCUGAAUGAACUUAAGGCCUUAGUGCAUUCUCCGCAUGCAAUUGUGAGGAUGAAGUUUUUGCUGCUGCAGCAGAAGUACCUGGAGUACCUGGAGGAUGGCAAGGUCCUGGAGGCACUUCAAGUUCUACGCUGUGAACUGACGCCUCUGAAAUAUAAUACAGAACGCAUUCAUGUCCUCAGUGGGUAUCUGAUGUGUAGCCAUGCAGAAGACCUGCGUGCAAAAGCAGAGUGGGAAGGGAAAGGAACAGCUUCCAGAUCUAAGCUUUUGGACAAACUCCAGACAUACCUGCCCCCCUCAGUGAUGCUUCCUCCAAGGCGUUUACAGAACCUGCUGCGUCAGGCUGUGGAACUACAACGGGACCGGUGCCUAUAUCAUAAUACCAAACUAGACAGUAAUCUAGAUUCUGUCUCGCUGCUUAUAGAUCACGUUUGUAGUAGGGGUCUGAGAUCAGUAUGUGAUACGCUGUACAUGCUGCAAUGCUUGGGCAUAAUGAGGAAACAGUUCCCUUGCUAUACACAGCAGAUACUAACGGAGCACUGUAAUGAAGUGUGGUUCUGUAAAUUUUCCAAUGAUGGCACUAAACUAGCAACAGGAUCCAAGGAUACAACUGUUAUUAUAUGGCAGGUUGAUCCAGAUACUCACCAGCUAAAACUACUUAAGACAUUAGAAGGUCAUGCAUAUGGAGUCUCUUAUAUUGCUUGGAGUCCAGAUGACAACUAUCUUGUUGCCUGUGGCCCAGAUGAUUGUUCUGAGCUUUGGCUCUGGAAUGUACAAACUGGGGAGCUGAGGACAAAGAUGAGCCAAUCUCAUGAAGACAGUUUAACAAGUGUGGCCUGGAAUCCUGAUGGGAAGCGUUUUGUAACAGGAGGUCAGCGUGGACAGUUCUAUCAGUGUGACUUAGAUGGUAAUCUCCUUGACUCCUGGGAAGGGGUCAGAGUACAAUGUCUUUGGUGCUUGAGUGAUGGAAAAACUGUUUUAGCGUCGGACACACACCAGCGAAUUCGGGGUUAUAACUUUGAGGAUCUUACAGACAGGAACAUAGUACAAGAGGAUCACCCUAUAAUGUCGUUUACUAUUUCAAAAAAUGGCCGCUUAGCUUUGUUAAAUGUAGCAACUCAGGGAGUUCACUUAUGGGACUUACAAGACAGAGUUUUAGUGAGGAAGUAUCAAGGAGUUACACAAGGAUUUUACACAAUUCACUCAUGUUUUGGGGGUCAUAAUGAAGACUUCAUUGCGAGUGGCAGCGAAGAUCACAAAGUAUAUAUUUGGCACAAGCGUAGCGAGCUGCCAAUUGCGGAGCUGACAGGGCACACACGUACUGUUAACUGUGUGAGCUGGAACCCGCAGAUUCCAUCCAUGAUGGCCAGCGCCUCUGAUGAUGGCACUGUUAGAAUAUGGGGACCAGCACCUUUUGUAGACAACCAGGAUAUUGAAGAGGAAUGCAGUAGCAUGGAUAGUUGAUGGCGAAUUUGGAGCAGACGACUUCAGUUUAACUUAAUUAGUCGUAUUUUAAAUGGCUUGGGAUUUGGUGCAAACAAACAUGAUUGAUAGCUGGACAGACAUGCUCGUCAUGAAAAAGAACCAUUUCUGAAGCCCGGUUGGGGCCAAACAUUUACCACCUUGCUUCAUAGUAACCAGUCAAGAUGAAGCACGUCGUUAGAACGUUGUUGGACACCGUGUUGAAAUUACCCCCCAUCGGUUGUGAAGAACUGUGCUACAUUCAGGCUAACCAUUGAACUCAGUAUAUAUUUUUCCCUCCUGCCUUUUUGUCUGGCAGGCUACUGUUCUUGUUGCUCUUCUGUGUAAUGAAGUUUAAAUGCUUGUUUGGAACACUUUAUUUAAGAGUUUAGAAGGCUUGAUAGAAAGAGUGCUUUAGUCUGAAGAGUAUACAUUGGAUAGGAAAGUAUUUCCUUCUCUUGUUUCUCAAAUCUCUCCGCCUUACUUAGCUUGAGAUCUUUGCAGCUUGGUUCAUGGAUUCUAGCCUUGCCCGUUGCGCAGUAUAUAUAAAUUGAGAUAAACCAAUGAACUAUGUCAAAAGCACUCUCAAUAUCACAUUUGACAAAAAGUUUUGUACUUUUCACAUAGCUCGUUGCCCUGCAAAGGGGUUAACAGCACAAUUUUUUAAAAAUAAAUUAUUUAUAGGAUUAAAAUGACUUCAUUUGUAUACAUUUGGAAUUAAACCAAUGCAAGAAGAAAUGUGGAAUGUGGUAUCACUGAUGCUCUUCCAGAGUGUCUUGACACCCAAUCAAAAGCAGUGGCUGCAAGGAGCUUUACGUAGGCAGCAAAGCUUGUUUCAGAAGGAGAAACUCACUGUCCAUAUGAAAAGAUAAAUUGUAUUAUUUAGGGAAACAAAGAAGUGUUCAGAGUACACCAGGAGAUUAAGAGCUUAAACAAGACAAGGUCUUUUUUUUUUAGUUAUAUAAAUAUAUGCAACAAUACUGAUAAAAGGUAAACCUCAACAGAAGAAUGUGCUGAAUUCUUUAUUUGCAAAGUCAACAUUUUGUAGAAGUAAUGAACAUUCAAAUCAUAGAUAACUUGUUUUGCAAUGGAAAACUUUCUUUAUUAUUUGGUAAACAAAGAUGUUUAGACUUUGAGAAUUUACUUCUAAGUUUGCAGGCUUAAAAGUCUCUCCUGGACAUUGUUGCAAGCUGGUGCUGUGAACACGUUAAUGCUUUUUGGAACAGUUCCACUAAUAUGCCAUGUUUAGCAAAAAGAGACAUUUAUAAUUGAAGCUCUUUUUUUUUUUUUUAAUAAUAAACAGAUGGCCUGGCAUCUCUAUGCUUCUGCACUACACACAAAUUCCUUGUGGGAUGGCACUGGAUUUCCUUUCCCACCUUGGGUAGAAUGGUAGUGUUGUUAGUGCUCUGAAGUAAUGAGGGAGCAGGAGAGGGCAUGCCACCAAGGACAAUGUGAAUGGAAGUGUGAACUCACAAGAUCCACAAUAAUCUAGUGACAUUAGUCAUGUAUGGAAGAAGGAUGAGGGAAGGUUUGCCUGAGUUCCUGGGAAGAGCAUGUAGCCACUUUGAUGAGUGGGAAUGUGGUGCUUAACAUAAAUAGUCUCUUUUUUUUUUUUUUUUCCUUCCCAAGAAAAAUGAAGUGCAGUUCAGCAGGUCAGAUUUUUCUUUUUAAGAUUUCAGUAAUUGGGUGGGUUGGCUUGUUGGUUGUUUUUUUCCUUGCCCUGUGUAAUCUGCAAGAUGAUUUAAGAUUCUGAUAAUCUCGUUGAAACCAGCUCUGAAUCUGACAUACUCAUGUUCAGUACCUCCAAAAUGAAGUAGGAACUUAACAUUCUUAUCUUCAGUUUAAGUUUGUCUUAAGGUGAAUUGCUGGGAUAGUAAUAACUAUUCCUGUAGGUUCUGAGUAGUAUAUAUGUAAAUUGAAGGCUACAAAUCCGUUUCUCUCCCAUUCUCUCAUUUUAGAGGAGGUGUUUCUGUUGCUGUUAUGUUGGACAGCAUAAGAUUAGUCAGUCUUUCUCCUGUGGCACUGAUAUUGCAGGGAAACAAAGUUUUCCUACGGUCAGUUUUUAGUAAACCUAACUUCUGGUUUAAAAACAAACAAAUCCACACCAAAAACAGUGUUUUACAUCUUCAAAACAUGGUAUAAUUCAUAAGCAAUGGUAGCAUGGGAAUCUUCAGAGGUUACCUCUGUUUUGUCAUACUCUGAAGCUCUGAUUUUUAAAUGAAGUGUUACUUAGGGAGAGUAAAGGGGAGGGAGAUCAGUUCUGGUUUGUGUCUCGUACAACAGUCUGGCACCACUUGCUUACCUCAUACUCAUUGGACUUCAGUGGAAGCUUCAGGCAGGUGUUGAAGGAUCAAAGUCUCGUUUAGACUGAAAGUCUCACAUGCAUUUCAAAAGGCAUUUUUCAUGUGGUUAGCAGUACCUAAACCGAAGUGAGACUCCUUACCUGGUACAAGCUAUAUGUGGGUACGUAUGAGCUGAUUUCUACUUUCUGCUGCAAUGCAUUGUAAAUAAAAAUUGGAACCUAGCGCUUCUUCCAAAAUCUGACCUCUUCUGGAAUAGGUAUGUACCUCUAAAGAACAGGUAUUCAGAAGCAAGUUAGUUAGAAAUGCGUUCUGAUAUCUCUGCUUUAAUUUAGUUUUGUGGUGCAACUAUGCAACAUAAAGGAAGGUUCCUUUAUCGUAUAGACGGCAUUCUUUCCAAUGUCAAUUCCACCAUACUGCAUAGAUGUCAGCUUGUGCCAUGUAGCGUGCAGAGAUGAGAGAAAGGAGAGAAUUUUACCACAGUACUUGGUCCCUCAGUGAAGCUGUGCUGCAGAUCCAGUGGUAGUGAGAACCAAUCUAACCUGGCAGUUAAAGAGAAACCCAGACUGUUUCUAACAUGUUGUGUAUUCACAGUGCAUCAAUUGAAAAGUACCAGUACUUUUUGUGCGCAGAGGAUAAAAUGAGACUUUGAGGGGGAAAAAAAACCAAGCUUGCUCAUGCAACACAUUGAUUUCCACAUGCUUAAAAAUGUUUGUAGGCUGGAGUCAGGCUGGAACAACCACACACCUGCAACAAACACUGUGUUUCUGGUGAACAGUUUCAGAGAGGAAAAUACUGUAAGAGCGUACUACACUUUCCUAACUUUCUUUGGUAAGCUCUUUGCUUAAUUUUUGCAGUAGCCACAGGUAAUUGCCAAGGCAGAUCUUUUAAAAAAAGAAAGCUGAAGCAUUUUGUUAUCUGAAUGCUCUUUGGCUGUUCAGGUAAGUAAUUUUCAAGGCACAAUGGAGCACAAAAGGGAAAACAAGCAGUGAUGCUAGAUUUGUCCUUGUUUGGGUGGGUGGGGCAGUAGGGGGACGUGACACCUUCAUUUCAAAUUCUCCGUAUUUUCUCAAGUUCUUCAAAGCUGACUUCAUUUUUAUGAUUAGAGCAAAGGAGCAAGCUAGAAAGCUUUCCUGAUCUUGCCUGUUACUUCUCAUCUUGGCUUCAAACAGGUAAUGUUGAAUAAAACCCAGUAUGCUUGGGAGUUUAUGUCUAGUUGUAUCUCCUUACGCUGAUAAGCAGCGCUCCCAUCCAGAACCAGUUAUGAAGGCUUCCUUAGAAGGAAACAAGGACUCGUACAAUUAGCUGUAGUUCGAAGGGGAAAUGUAGACCCACGUGGGGAGGUAGAGAAAGAGGAAUGAAGAUGAAAAGCUGGAUUUACUGACAAACUACUGUAACUCAAGGGGGAGGAGGAGAAAUGCACUUUCAAUAGUUUGUCCAUAUUUUUUUAGCUACAAAACACACCUGUAUUUGCUAAAUGGUUUUCUUUUUGUUGUUGUUAUCUUUGGGACAAUUGAGGAACAUCCUUCCCAUAAAUAGCUACACUUUUUACCUCCUCCUGUCUUUUCCACGUUGGCUGGAGACCAUUUUCAGCUGCCAUACUUAAUUUCAAAAGAACUGCUACUUUUAAAGAUAUUUUGAACUUCUUAACUCUGACACUUUUUUAAACAGGGUGGACUUAAUUGAAGUGUGCAGUGUUGAACUGCUGCUGCGGUAGCUGCCUCUAGUUGUUGAACUGUAGACAAGUUUUUUUGUUUGUCGAUCCAGGUUAUCUGGAUUCAAUAAGAAGUCCGUGAGAGUGUUCCUCCCAUCUGGUAUGAAUGUGUGCGUGCGUGUGUUCCACAAACAGACAUAGAACCAAAUGUUCUAGGUACUUGUCAUGUUUUAUUGCAUACUUUGAGUCGUGCGUAUGUGAAGUGUCCUCUGACCUGAAGGUUUUGGUUAAUAUCAGUAUAUUUUUAUAAAUUGGAAAUUCAUCGUGCCCCAUCUUUUCCUUAAACAUCUUUCAUUGUUAGGGUCUAUGUGCUAGAUUUGAAUCUUAACGUUUUUAGGCACAGAUGGAAAAAGUUAUUGGCUCCUUGAAAACACAUGGGACAAAAUGGAUCCUCAAAGCAUGUAUGUACUUACAAACCAAGCUGUAGAGAUCAAGAAAAGAACUUUAUUGUUGAUCUCAAGAUUUCUAAGUUGUCAAGAUUUAUAUGGAGUUGUGGUGGAACUAGUUAACACUUAGAGCUUUUGGUAUGUAAUGACUAUUUGCUAUGGACUGAUAUUAAAUGUUUCAAAGGAUUGCGUUCUUAAACUCUGGAUUUUUGUUACUCUCCUCGGAUUAUAUUAAGUAGUUAAAAUUUCUUUGCUAUAUUACAUUAAAAACAUAAGAACUUUG